Messenger RNA from Penicillium atrosanguineum, 1731 nucleotides. Its product is annotated as putative pH signal transduction protein PalI. Lineage: Eukaryota; Fungi; Ascomycota; Eurotiomycetes; Eurotiales; Aspergillaceae. The transcript is spliced from 4 exons. Gene Ontology annotation, cellular component: cell division site; growing cell tip; plasma membrane. The coding region runs from base 1 to 1731 and encodes 576 amino acids. The record is from RefSeq and is a predicted model, not a curated record.
AUGUUACUCAAGCCCGCGACACCCCUCACCGUCCUACUACUGGUCGCCUUUGCGCUGCUGUUGAUCUCCUGUUUGUCGACACCUAUCAUCAAGGGCAUCCCUCUUGCGACAUACAGCAAUGUCGACUACGGUGUCUUUGGCUAUUGCCAAGGCGACGUAUGUACCAACAUUCAUGUUGGAUACAGUACCAAGGAUAUUACUAGCUCCGGCGAUGAGUUCAAUCUGCCUUCGGGCACACGGAAGUCGCUAUCGUCGAUCCUAAUAAUUCACCCCGUCGCCGCUUUCCUCACCCUCGUUUGCCUCUGCCUGGCCGCUGCGGCCCAUUUUCAUGGCCCCUCUCAUUCCCCGCGCUACCUCCUGGCUCUUCUUAUUUUGCUCCUGCCGACUCUUCUGGUGACCUUGCUUGCCUUCCUGGUUGAUAUAUUGCUUUUCGUGCCGCAUUUACAAUGGGGUGGCUGGAUCGUGCUGGCCGCGACCAUCCUCCUCGUCUCCUGCGGGGUGGUGACUUGCGCCAUGCGCCGGACCCUGGUGAGCCGCAAGGCUCGGAAACGCCGUAUCGCGGAAAAUGCAGAAAUGAGUGGCGAGAACUACUAUAAUCGCCAAAAUGCCGCGACGGCAACUAUGGCAGGCGGCGUUGUGACGGAACCCACCGAGACCAAGGAAGCUAUCGUGACCGGCUCUCCCACCUCCGAAUCGGGCCCGACUUUCGCAAACUUCCACACUAGUACUCGCGACAGUGACGACGACCGUACCCCGCUCAACACCGCAGACGCAACUGUCAUGCAUGAUGUUCCUCCGCCGCCGGAUGCCCAAUACCCCAGCCGACGCGGAACCCCAUAUCGCCCACAAGACGAAGCCAGCAUACCACCUCCGGGCCCUUAUGGUCCUGGAAUGAUGCGCAACCCUUCCGAUCUUCGUGAUCCCAGACUGAUGCGCAAUCCCUCCGAUUCUCAUGGUCCUGGCAUGAUGCGCAACCCUUCCGAUCCUCGAUUGCGCCAGCAGUAUUCGGAUGGUAGCAUGGGAUCUCGCCGAGGUGGACCUGCGCCUGGCUUCGGCCCUCGCGGUCGGGGAGGUUAUCCUCCUCGGGGCGGGUAUGGACGUGGUGGUCCCUACGCGGGUCCACCCCGCGGGCCUCCUGGCAGAGGCGGCUACAUGGGCCCUCCUAGGAGCCGUGGAGGCAUGAUGCCCGGUCGCGGAGCACCGCGUGGUGGAAUGGGCUAUGCACCUGCCCCGAAUCGAGGCUAUGACGCCUACACCCCGCCCAUGGAUGAUACUUACGGAGCGGCACCCAUCGAUUCUUUCGUGGCUGCACCUGUUGGUCCGAUGCGUGAGCCCUCUCCGGGCCCCAUUGGAAUGGCGGUUUCGCCUGAAACAGUGGGACAGGCAAUUGAGAUGCAACCCCAGCCGCGGCAAUAUGAGGGACACGAUUCAGCGGCCACGGCCACCUCUCAUCCCCAUGCGGUGUCUGUUGACGGGCAAUUAGCCCCUCUUGAGAGCCCUACGAGUCUGUACAGUCGGACUGAUUCUUUCGUCCCUGCUCGAGCUGCAUGGGGAAUGAAUGACAACCAUCGUACGCUCGCACCGCGCCCUUCAGCCUCGCCCGUACACACAGGCAACGCGCAGCCCGCUGCGUACUACGAAGACGUGGAACCUCGAUUUGCUCGUCGCCCCUCACCUCAAAACAACAGCUCAGUUCCUUCGGCCCUGACUCCUGGAGGAGCCCACUUUUGA